AUGUUAAAGAUAACAUGUGUUGGCCUUUUUUUUUACAUCAUUAAAAGUCUCUUUGUAAAUACAAAAGCUCCUGAAACGUCUCUUGAAAAAAUAACAGAGUUUAGGCAACAACAUAGAAAAACAUUAGAUGGAAGAUUAUGUGCUGCAGCAUUUCUUCAUGAUGAUCAGACUUAUACAAAUUGUACUACUUCUCUAUCCCCUGACGGAACAAGCGGAAGAGAAUGGUGUUAUGUCGAAGUUCAAUUACUAGGAAAAGGUUCGCGCGAUUGGGAUUAUUGUAGGGAUUCGAUAAAUUAUGACAAGUUAAGGUUGCAUGCUAAAAAGGUGUUUGAAGAAAAAUCUUUAGAAGCAGACAGACUUAAGGAUAGAUUACAUGUAUUGAAUAGUAGAGUAUAUAGUAUGUUACAAAAAUAUGAUUCUGUGUGCGGAAAAAAGCAUGAACUAAUAAAUUCCAGGAUUGAAAAGAUAAAUGAAUGGUUAGAUAAGAGUUCAGAAUCUAUUAUGAAAAUAGAAAACAAUACUAAUGAUUUAAAUUCAACAAAAAGUAUUAUUGAUCAAUUACAAAUAGAUAUUAAAGAAGAAAAUAAAAAUGUGAAACAAUCUGAAGAAAAUUGUAAGAAUUUACCAGGAUAUGAAAAUGAACCACAUAGUGAUGGAUUAAAAGUUUCUUAUUUUAAUAAUCUGUUUUUUGAUGGUAUACCUAUAGAAACAAGAAUUGAAAAAGAUAUUAAUUUUUUAUAUAAUAGUAGAGGACCAUUAGAAAAUAUAUCACCUCAUAAAUAUUCUAUUCGUUAUGAAGGGUAUAUAUUUGUUCCACAUAAUGGGACAUAUACAUUUACUAUAGAAACAGAUUGUUAUAUUAGAUUAUUGGUAAAUAAUAAAGUUAUAUUAACUUAUGGUUUAGAAGAAGUUGUAGAUAUGACAGAUGAAAAUAUGUAUCAUUAUAAUCAACAUGAUAUGUAUCAAUAUAAUGAUGGAUAUAAAUUAAAUACACCUUUUUCUUUUUCAUAUCCACAAUAUAGUCAUAUAAAAUAUACUUUAAAUAAUGAUGAUUUAAGUGAAAUAAUUAAAAAAAAUUCUAUACCUAUAGAAUUGUUAGGUGGAGAAAAACAUAAAUUUGUACUAGAAAUAUCACAUUCUGCUCAUUUAAAAUAUAAAAAUGAAGAAUCCAGUUCUUUCAAAUUAUAUUGGAAAUCCAGUAGAAUUCAUCAACAAAUAAUACAAAGUCAUUAUUUUUUUACAGAAAAUAUUAUUCCACCCACUAGAUUCUCUUCUUUAGAUCCUGAUAUAUUUGAACUUGGAUUAGUAGAUAUAAAUCAACAAGUGUAUAAAAAUAAUAAUAAUUGGAUUAUAACAAAUGUUAAUACAAAGUAUGUAGGUUUACAUCUUUUAAAAACACAAGAACAUCCUACAUAUAAUAACUUCUCUCUAUCUAUUAAUACAGCAUCAAAUUUAUUUAUCGCUUCGCCUAUAGAUAAUGUAUUUCCAUUAAGUCCCUACAAAGAUUCUUUGUGGAAAGUAUUCGAUACGGGUGAUAUUAUAGAAAUAGAAAAUAAAGGUAAUAGUAAUAAUAAUAAUAAUAUAAUCUAUAAAAAGAAACAGUUUAAAAUAAAAUUCAUUCCUUUAAAAAAUAAAUCAGAAUUAAAAUUUUAUAUAUCAAAUAAUAUUCCCUUCUUUAUUUUUGCUCAACAAAGAAAAAUAUUUCCAACGAUAUGUAAUGGGGAACAACAAAUUUUGUCAUCACCUUCUAAUGCUGUAUUUAAAGAAUGUGAAGAAUCAUCUUCUUUAUCUAAAGAAUUUAAUUGCAUAGCUGGAUUAAGUUCUUUGCAUAUGGAUAAAAAAUUUCAUGUAUGGAGAUCAUUAAAUUCAGGUAUUGGAGAAUAUAUUAAAGUUUCUUUUAAUACACCAGUACAAAUUAAUAAAUUUAGAUUUAAACCAAGAGAUGAUGUUUUAACAUGGCCAUCAGAAAUAUCAUUACUAUUUGAUGAUACCGAAAUUAUCAUCCCAAUUUUACAUACAUCUAAUAUUGAACAUAAUACAACCAAACUAGAACAUCCAAUUAUAACAACAUUUGUCAAAAUAGAAAUUAAAGAUAUGUUUCUUAAUCAUAAUGAAACAGGAGGUUCUUUUGAACUUAUUGGGAAUUCUUGUAAUCUUACUAAUGAUGAUUAUUUAACUCAUCAUGGUGCUACUAUAGAUAUUAAUGAUUGUCAUAAUAAUACUUUAAACAAUAUACCUGAUGUUCUUCCGUUAAUACAUGGAGAUAAAUUUUUAAUAACAUGUGAUCCAAAUUGUUUAGACAACUUAUCUGGAGAAGUAUAUGGUUCAGAUGUAUAUUCUAUAGAUUCAUCUAUAUGUAAAGCUUCUAUUCAUGCAGGUGUUUGUAAUAUCCAAAAUAAACAUAAUUGUAAAUUUUUAAUUAUAAUCAAUGAAAAACAAAAAAAUUAUAUAGGUACUUUACAAAAUCGUAUUUUGUCUUUAAAUCAAAGUAAUAAUUCAAAUUUAUCUUUUACAUUUUCUCCAAUAAUUAAUCCAAACUUUUCUCAAUUUUAUUCAUCAUAUCCAAAUAGUUAUUCCAUUGUAUUUAAAAGAAAUGAUGAUCUUAAUUUACCAAAUAAGUUUUUAAUAGAUUAUGGAGAUGUUUUUAAUAAUUAUGGAUCUUUUGCUUACGGAUGGAAUAAACCAAUUACUUUUUUAAACUCUUCAUCACAAAAAAAAAAAUCUUAUUCUAAUGGUCUCUAUUCAGGAGGUAUACCAUUUCCCCCUGCAACAGCUAGUCAACAUUGUAUUACCGAUUUAGAAUGCCAAACGAAUUUCUGGACUUUCCAAACUCAUGAAAAUGGUACAUAUACUAUUCAAGUACUUGUUGGAAAUCUUUCAUCCGAUAUUAAACAAAAUACAUUUAUUGAAGUAAACGGAUUGCCUUUAAUCAAAAAUAUACAACUCGAAAAAAAUGAAUAUUUUGUUGCAGUUAAAAAUGUUCACGUUACAAGUAGGUCUUUGAUAUUUACAUCGACAUGUUUGGAAACAGACAACGAAUGUGCUAACGCAAAAACGACAAUAAUGGCACUUCAAAUAUUGAAAAUUUAA
Plasmodium falciparum 3D7 is the source of this 3090-nucleotide messenger RNA. It is a transcript of the gene CCp5, whose product is annotated as LCCL domain-containing protein. The record is from RefSeq and is a predicted model, not a curated record. NCBI's taxonomy places the organism in Eukaryota, Apicomplexa, Aconoidasida, Haemosporida, Plasmodiidae.